This is a messenger RNA of Dermacentor silvarum, 3269 nucleotides long. RefSeq names its product ribonucleoside-diphosphate reductase large subunit-like (gene RnrL). Gene Ontology annotation, cellular component: ribonucleoside-diphosphate reductase complex. The transcript has 18 exons. NCBI's taxonomy places the organism in Eukaryota, Metazoa, Arthropoda, Arachnida, Ixodida, Ixodidae. The record is from RefSeq and is a predicted model, not a curated record. Gene Ontology annotation, biological process: DNA replication; deoxyribonucleotide biosynthetic process. Gene Ontology annotation, molecular function: ATP binding; ribonucleoside-diphosphate reductase activity, thioredoxin disulfide as acceptor. The coding region runs from base 116 to 2455 and encodes 779 amino acids.
CAGAAUACUCACGUGGGUCGCCUAUUUGGCGCCAUUUUUCAUAGACAUCGGAGCUUCUGGCGCGCAAACCUUCUGUUGUGUACCCUUGUACGUGUCCGGACAAGCACGGGCGGGAAUGAUGUUUGUUCUCAAAAGAGAUAGUCGCAAGGAGCCCGUGCACUUCGAUAAGAUCACGUCAAGGAUUCACAAGCUCUGCUAUGGACUCAACAUGGACUUCGUUGACCCCUGCUCCGUUGCUCAGAAGGUUAUUAAUGGAUUGUAUCCCGGUGUUACCACGGUUGAACUUGAUAACUUGGCAGCUGAAACAGCGGCCACCAUGACCACAAAGCACCCCGACUAUGCCAUUUUGGCUGCUCGAAUUGCAGUUUCCAACCUGCACAAGGAAACCAAGAAAGUGUUUAGUGAGGUCGUGGAAGAUCUCUACAACAUGGUGAAUGAACGCACGAGGUUGCGGUCACCAAUGAUCAGCGACAGCGUGUACAAGAUUGUCAUGGACAAUGCUGAAGUUUUUAAUUCUGCCAUCAUAUAUGACAGGGACUUUAGCUACAACUACUUUGGAUUCAAGACAUUGGAAAGAUCCUACCUGUUGAAAAUAAAUGGAAAAGUUGUCGAACGCCCUCAGCACAUGCUGAUGCGAGUGUCUAUUGGAAUCCAUGGCGAAGAUGUAGAAUCUGCUCUCAACACUUACAACCUCAUGUCGGAGAAGUGGUUCACACAUGCAUCACCAACAUUGUUCAACUCUGGAACUCCACGACCACAACUUUCAAGCUGUUUUUUACUGCAGAUGAAAGAAGACAGCAUAGAGGGCAUCUAUGACACUCUCAAGCAGUGCGCGCUCAUAUCCAAGUCUGCUGGUGGCAUAGGUGUCAACGUGCACUGUAUCCGAGCCUCUGGGACUUACAUUGCUGGAACCAACGGCACAUCCAAUGGGCUUGUGCCCAUGCUUCGUGUCUACAACAACACAGCUCGUUAUGUUGACCAAGGAGGGAAUAAGAGGCCAGGAGCUUUUGCGAUGUACCUGGAGCCCUGGCACGCAGACGUCUUUGAGUUCCUUGAGCUGAAGAAGAACACGGGCAAAGAGGAAGCUCGAGCUCGGGACUUGUUUUAUGCUCUCUGGAUCCCAGACCUGUUCAUGAAGCGCGUGGAGGAAGACGGUGUCUGGUCACUCAUGUGUCCCCACGAGUGUCCUGGGCUGCACGAGGUUUAUGGCGAGGAGUUUGAGAAACUCUAUGUGCAGUAUGAAACUGAAAAGCGUUACCGGCGUCAGAUACGUGCACAGCAACUGUGGUCUGCCAUUCUCGAGUCUCAGAUUGAGACGGGCACACCGUACAUGCUUUAUAAGGAUGCCUGCAACCGCAAGUCCAACCAGAAGAACCUGGGAACUAUCAAGUGCAGCAACCUGUGCACUGAGGUCGUCGAGUACACCUCUCCAGAUGAGGUGGCUGUCUGCAACUUGGCAUCGAUAGCCUUGAACCGGUUUGUGAAAGAAGGAAGCUUCGACUUUCAGAAGCUACGAGAGGUUAGCCAGGUCAUCACUCGGAAUCUCAACCGCAUCAUUGACAUGAACUUCUACCCAAUUCCUGAGGCCGAGAGAUCCAACAAGAGGCAUCGGCCCAUUGGCAUCGGAGUCCAGGGCCUUGCAGACUGCUUUAUCCUGCUUCGACUGCCAUUUGAUUCGGAACCAGCAAUGCUGCUGAACCGACAGAUUUUUGAGACCAUCUACUAUGGAGCUCUUGAAGCAAGCUGUGAGCUUGCUCAGAAGGAGGGACCAUACGAAACCUACAAAGGAUCACCGGUGUCUGAAGGGAUUCUUCAGUAUGAUAUGUGGGGUGUGACACCGACAGAUCUGUGGGACUGGGCAGCACUCAAGGAGAAGAUUGCAAAGCACGGUGUCAGGAACAGCCUGCUUCUUGCACCCAUGCCCACAGCUUCUACAGCGCAAAUUUUGGGGAACAAUGAGUCGAUAGAGGCCUACACGAGCAACAUCUACACACGGCGGGUCCUGUCUGGAGAGUUUCAGGUUGUCAAUCAGCACCUUCUCAAAGACCUCACUGACAGGGGCCUGUGGAAUGAAGCUUUGAAAAAUGACCUCAUUGCCAACAAUGGUUCUGUUCAGAAUCUGAACAUCCCUGAUGAACUGAAGGAUCUUUACCGCACUGUGUGGGAGAUCCCACAAAAGAAUGUGCUGCGAAUGGCUGCUGACCGUGGAGCUUAUAUUGACCAGAGCCAGUCGCUGAAUGUGCACAUUGCCCAGCCCAACUAUGCCAAGCUGACGAGCAUGCAUUUCUAUGGCUGGAAAUUGGGCCUGAAGACAGGCAUGUACUACCUGAGGACAAAGCCUGCAGCCAAUGCCAUCCAGUUUACGGUAGACAAGACUGCACUCAAGAAGCAGCAGCUGGACGGCAUUGCCUGCUCAUUGAAAAACAAGGACGACUGCCUCAUGUGCAGUGCAUGAUUUUUAGGAGCCAUUUUAAGGUUCUGCUCAUCUCAUAUGACAAUGCUUUUCUUUUUAAAUUGCAUUGAAACAUUUUGUAAUUGCAUGAAGCACUUCACACAUCUCGAUCUUAUUGGCAAGUGCCUGCCGAGUAAUAGUUCAUUUAGCAAGUUCCUUUCAUGUGUCGUCCAAAGGUUUUUCGUUUUGUCUAGUAUCUGUUGUACACAUGGUUUGAAUACUUUGCUCACGAAGUGCUUGCAUAUUUUUGUCGGUGUUUUUACCUUGACAGCAAGCAAAUCAUUGCUGUUCUUUUAGUACUUUUGUCUCUUGCUCCCUCCUCCAUUUACAACACACCUGAAGUUUUUUGGUGCAUUCCUUGUCAAGUUUGCUUAUUUUUAAAAAUAUCUAUUGUGCGACGCCUCCAUAGGUAUUCCAGCUAUGUGAUAAGCUAUAUGUUGAACAUUAUACCUAUGUUUGAGUUGAUGUAGGGCAUUUUACUUGCGCAGAAGCCAGGUUUACUGUUUUUAGUUAAAUUGCAGUAGAUUUUACAUGUAAUGUAAGACAGAAAAAGGAUGUUCUUGAAAGGUGACUGUGUUGAAAACUGAUGAACAGCUCACGCCUAUGAGUGUUCACUACAACAUUUUUCAUAACUGGGUUAUCACUGCCUGUGUGUGUGUAUGGCAUCUGUUUUAUUAUUUGUUUUGAAAGAGUAUAUUACAAAUGACAUUGAACGUCUUAAUUCACGUGAACAGCAUGUUGUGUAUCACAAGCACUUCAUUCACUUGCUUUUACCAUUUUUCACUUCGAUUGAACAGUAAAGAGAUUUCCCAGGCAA